Messenger RNA from Closterium sp. NIES-65, 6324 nucleotides. Lineage: Eukaryota; Viridiplantae; Streptophyta; Zygnematophyceae; Desmidiales; Closteriaceae. The record is from the annotation of a GenBank genome assembly.
AUGGGGGUUGACGUGGGGCAGGAGUCGAAGCGGCAGACGGACGUGGUGUUCGACGGGCACCGCUGGACCAAGUACGGCCAGAAGGUGUUGCUGCACUCCAGCUUCUUGCGGUCCUACUACCGGUGCAGCUACUGCAGCGCGGCCAAGGGGUCGUGUCCGGCGCGCAAGCUGGUGGACCGGCACCCGUCCAACCCGCACGAGAUCCGCGUGGGGUACCACGGGCGCCACAACCACGCGGGCCUCAGCCCCGCAUCGCCCACCAUCCAGCGCUCCGUCACUCCCCCCCCGGAUAUGUCCGAGUCAUCGCAGAGCAUGGCCGCUGCUGCUGCUGCCGCUGUCGCUGCUGCAGAGGCGUCGGGUUCUGUGAUGGGCGGUGGUGCGGGGGGGACCGGGGAGGCGGGGUUGAGCGGAGGUGGGGAAGGUCAGUCUGUGGCAGAGGGGGGGAAUGCGCGGAUCCCAAUGCAGUUUGGGGAUUUGGGGGGGGAGGGAGAGGAGGGCGCGGAGGGGGGUGAAGGGGGGGGCCAAGACCUGGACUACAAAACGUUUGAAGCCAUGCUGAGCCACGGCGAGGAGAUUCUGGUGGGCAUGGACGACGAAGGGGAGGGCGAGGAGGAAGGGAGGGAGCAGGGGGAGGGGGAGGUGGAGGGUGGUAGGGAGGGGGCGCAGCAGGGGGGGCGGGGGGAGCAGGCGGAGGUGGAUGAGCGCAGCUGGCGGUCGCUGCAGCUGCCUGAAGAUGGGUACCUGUGGGACCCGCCCCGCCGCCACAAGCCGCUCGUCAACUCCAUGUACAUCCGGGUGGUGUAUCGGUGUGCAUACCACCCGGAAGGCAGCGCCAGGUGUCCAGCAAUGCGAGUGGUGGAUAUCCACCGCGCCAACGCGUCCUCCCUGCAGCUCACCUACACGCGCCCCCACUGCCACCCCCAGCCCGUCCGCAUUCGCCUCACCCGCCGCCCUGCCACCCCCCGCUCCUCCACCCCCCCCUCCGCCAGCCCCCCUUCCGCCACCCCCCCCUCCGCCACCCCCCCCAAGGGGGAAGGGGGCGGGCAUGGGAUGGGUGGAGUGGAUGGGGCGGUGGGAGCAAACGGGACAGGCAGAGCAGAAGGGAUGAUAGGAGGAGAAGGGAUGGUGGGAGGUGGGGGGGUGGUGGGAGGAGAAGGGGUGAUAGGAGGGAUGGUGGGAACAUGGGCAGGUGUUAGGGGUGACUCUGGCCUAAGUGCUGGCACUGGUGGUGGUGGGGGAGGUGGUGGUGGUGGUGGUGGUGCGUUGGGUGCACAGGUGGCGUUGAGUGCACAGGGGGCGUUGGGUGCGCAUGGGGCAUUGGAUGAAGGUGGGGCGUUGGAUGAAGGUGGGGCGUUGCCUGUGCCAGGAGGGGUGUGUGGCACUACUGACAGGCUGGGCCCAAGCCCGCCGCUCAAGCGAGCAAAGCUCUCAACACCUACGAAUCAUGCAGCACCCCUCCAUCCUGCAUCAAAUACACUCACCCGCACGGUUUCAGGGCAGGACCAGUCGUGGGGGGGCUUGAUGGGAGGAGGGAUGGGAGGAGCAGGAGGAGCAGGGAUGGGAGGAGGAGCAGGAGGAGGAGCAAGAGGAAGGGGGGAGAGAUGGGGUGCAGGAGGGGCACGGCGAGUGGAAGGAGGGUUGACUCGAGCGUUUCGGGAGGCGGAGGCUGGGAAGGGUGGGGCGACGGCUGGGCUUGGCACUGGUACUGGGUUAAGUCCAGGUGCGGGCCUAAGUGCUGGUACUGGGCUUAGCACGGGGGGUCUGAGUGCAGGGGCUUUGAGUGGUGGGGGCAUGGGAGGGGGGUUGAGUGCAGGGGGAGUGAGUGGUGGGGCAGAAGCACAGGGAGGGGGGGGGCUAGUUGGACUAGAACGCCUACCCAGUGAUGCCUCCACUGCCGGCAACCUCGCGAGCGUACGGGGACUCUCCCCUCUGCAGAUGCAGAUGCAGGCAGACGCCGAGGGAGGAGAUGCCUUUGCGGCAGGAUCAGCUGGUGGUGGGGGUGGGGGUGAUGAUUUGCUGCUUAGUUUUGUAGCAGCAGAGCCAGGUGUUUCCGCAGGUGGUUCUAGGGCUGUGGGCGAUGCGGCCUUUUCAGCCGGCAGCAACGCGCGACCGGCAUGGAUGGGAACGUGGGAGGCACCUGAAACCAACGGUCAGGAUCCUCCGGAUGAGCUCCCGUCUUUCCUCAAGGAUAUCCAGACAGGAGGGCUGUCGACACUAGGAGGAGGGGGGAGGGGGGCGGCAGCAGCGGCAGGGGGUGUGGGUGGGGGGACAGUGACACGGCUGUCGUCAGUAGAAGGGAGGGAGCUGCAGAACCUGCUUCGCUUUGGCAGUAUGGGGGGGCUUCUAGCCCCUCCGCUUUCUAGACUUGGCUCCCUAGCGGCAGGGGGAGCAGCAGCAGGAGGAGGGGCAACAGGAGGAGGAGGGGGAGGAGGAGGGGGAAACGAGAGGGAGACAGUGGCACGGUUGUCAUCAGUGGAUGGGCGGGAGCUGCAGAAUCUGCUUCGCUUUGGCAGCAUGGGGGGGCUUCUAGCCCCUCCUCUUUCCAGGCUAGGGUCCCUAUCGGAAGGGGGAGGGGCACCAGGAGCGGGGUCAGCUGGGGGAGGAGGGGCAGGAGGAGGGGGUGGGGCGGGGGGUGGAGUGGGAAACGAGAGGGAAACAAUGGCACGGCUGUCAUCAGUGGAUGGGCGGGAGCUGCAGAACCUGCUGCGCUUUGGCAGCAUGGGGGGGCUUCUAGCCCCUCCACUCACACGUCUUGGCUCACAGGCAGCAGCAGCUGCUGCAGUUGCCACUGCUGCCACUGCUGCUGCUGCUGCUGCUGCUGCUGCUGUCCAGAGACUAAGUCCUGAACGUUCCCCUGUACACUCACCAGCUACACCGGCUGCAGCAACAGGUGGUGCUUCUAGGCUGCAACGCACUGGCUCUCCUGUCUAUCGACCCUCCUUCUCGCCUCCUCGUCCUUCCCUCUCCCCACCCUCUCACCGCCCUCCCUCCCCUCCUGCUCCUCGUCCUCCCUCCCCGCCCGCUGCCCGCUCUCCCUCUCCCCUUUCCCGCCCCUCCCUCUCGCCGCCAAAGCGCCGCCCAGGCUCCCCUCCCACCCAUCGCCUGGCUUUUGAGUCAACUCAAAAUUUAUCCUGCCCAGGCUCCCCUCCUGCCCAUUGUCUGGCGCGCGUGGAUUCGCUCACUUCCAACUCGCCCCUCACGUCGCCCACUCCUGUGGUUUGGGGGAAGCAGCGCGCAGGGUAUGGGGACGGCCUGGCUGAUGGGGGGUGGGAAAGGAGGGAAAGAGAGGGGGAGGGUAUGGGAGAAGGGAGAAGAGAGGAAGGAGAAGAAGGAGGCGGGGAGGGAGGUGGGGAAGGAGGAGGGGAAGUGGGUGGAGAGGGAGAGGGAGCAGGAGAGGGAGGGGGAGAGGGAGGGGGAGAGGGAGGAGGAGAAGGAGGAGGAGAAGGAGGGGGAGGGGACGAGGGGAACGUUGGCAGUGGUGGCGGUAAUAUGGGUCUGGGAAUGGGCAUGGGGAUGGCGAUGGGUGGAGAGGGGGAGUGGGGGACACCAGGGUCCAGGCAAAGGGGUCACCAGGGGGAUUUACUCAGUCUGCUGCGCUAUGGCAGCAUGGGUGGGCUUAUUCUCGCCGCCAAGUCACCCCCCUCUGCCCCCACUCCUCCUGGAGCCGCUCCUGGUUUUUCUCCUGGGUUUUCCCCUGGGUUUUCUCCUGGCCGUUCCACUCGGUGUUCCCCUGGGUUUUCACCUGGGCACUCCCCAGGGCCCUCCCGUCUCCCCCCCCUCCCAGCGGGACAGAGGGGGUCUUUCAGGAGCCACCCUGCCCCGGACCCCCUUGCCGGUGAGGUCGUCGCUGCUGCUAAUUCUGCCGCCGCUGCUGCUGAUGCUAAUGGCACCGCUGGUGGUUCUGCUGUUGCUGGGGAAGCAGCAGGGACGAGCAUGGCGGCAGCGUCAGGGUCACCCAUGCCAUCCGCGCAAGGAGGGCAGCAGGGCAGGCAGGAGCUGGGGCUGAAUGGGCGAGCAUCAGCACUCAGAGCAGACGCUGCUGCUGCCUUCAGGUUUGCCCCUUAUGCCCCUGUUCUUCACACCUGGUACCGUUUUUCAAACCGUUCAUAUGUCCAUCUUCUCCCUUCUCGGCAUUACCAUUCAACUCAGCAUCUGGUUCCCCCCAUGCCAUCUUCUCCCUUCUCGGCAUUACCAUUCAACUCAGCAUCUGGUUCCCCCCAUGCCAUCUUCUCCCUUCUCGGCAUUACCAUUCAACUCAGCAUCUGGUUCCCCCCAUGCCAUCUUCUCCCUUCUCGGCAUUACCAUUCAACUCAGCAUCUGGUUCCCCCCAUGCCAUCUUCUCCCUUCUCGGCAUUACCAUUCAACUCAGCAUCUGGUUCCCCCCAUGCCAUCUUCUCCCUUCUCGGCAUUACCAUUCAACUCAGCAUCUGGUUCCCCCCAUGCCAUCUUCUCCCUUCUCGGCAUUACCAUUCAACUCAGCAUCUGGUUCCCCCCAUGCCAUCUUCUCCCUUCUCGGCAUUACCAUUCAACUCAGCAUCUGGUUCCCCCCAUGCCAUCUUCUCCCUUCUCGGCAUUACCAUUCAACUCAGCAUCUGGUUCCCCCCAUGCCAUCUUCUCCCUUCUCGGCAUUACCAUUCAACUCAGCAUCUGGUUCCCCCCAUGCCAUCUUCUCCCUUCUCGGCAUUACCAUUCAACUCAGCAUCUGGUUCCCCCCAUGCCAUCUUCUCCCUUCUCGGCAUUACCAUUCAACUCAGCAUCUGGUUCCCCCCAUGCCAUCUUCUCCCUUCUCGGCAUUACCAUUCAACUCAGCAUCUGGUUCCCCCCAUGCCAUCUUCUCCCUUCUCGGCAUUACCAUUCAACUCAGCAUCUGGUUCCCCCCAUGCCAUCUUCUCCCUUCUCGGCAUUACCAUUCAACUCAGCAUCUGGUUCCCCCCAUGCCAUCUUCUCCCUUCUCGGCAUUACCAUUCAACUCAGCAUCUGGUUCCCCCCAUGCCAUCUUCUCCCUUCUCGGCCCCGGCCGGCCAGGGAGCAGGGGAGGCAGCAUGGACAGAGACAGGACGGAAGGAGAUCACCCACGCUGCCACAGGCAGGCGCAUGGAGAGGUGGGUGGGCGCAUGGAGAGGUGUGUGGGCGCAUGGAGAGGUGGGUGGGCGCAUGGAGAGGUGGGUGGGCGCAUGGAGAGGUGGGUGGGCGCAUGGAGAGGUGUGUGGGCGCAUGGAGAGGUGGGUGGGCGCAUGGAGAGGUGGGUGGGCGCAUGGAGAGGUGGGUGGGCGCAUGGAGAGGUGGGUGGGCGCAUGGAGAGGUGGGUGGGCGCAUGGAGAGGUGGGUGGGCGCAUGGAGAGGUUUUAUUUCGGUUGUUCCGUUCCGGGCUGCCCGGCGCGAAAAGUUGUGGAUGUUCAGCUGCCCAGUUGCCGCCCCAUGAGCCCUGCUGUUGUAGAUAGCGUGUACUGUGGGGAGGAAGGGGGAGAAGGAGGCAGAGGAGGCGAGGGGGGGGAGGGCUGGGGGAACGAGGAGAGAAGAGAGCGGAUGGAGGAGAGCGGUGGGGAGGGCGGGCCUGGGGAAGGGGUGAUGACUGGAGGAGCGGGAAAUCCAGGUGGGAAGAGGAGAAGAGGGCAAUGGCUGGGGGAAGGUGGGGUUUUCGGCACUAAGAGGAGUUGUGCUGAGCCUGCUGCAGCAGGGGCUGGGUACGACUGGGAAGGGGAGGUCACCGGGCAGGUGACGGAAACUUUUUACGGGUUCCAUCUGGGGCACACCCAACCGUCCCCCUCCUCUCUCUUCCACUCCGCGCCUACUGCAGCAGCAGCUGCUGCUGCUGUCACUCGUUCCGACGCUCACUUGCAAUCAGCUCAAACCGCCAAUGAGACAACCUCUGUAACAGGGUUACCACCAGUGCAGGGUGGUUCUGAGGUGCGUCCAUGCCUUGAUCAAUCCAGCGGUCUCCCAUGGGCCCAUGGCGGGUGUGAGGUGCUUGCAGGGUGUGGGAAUGAACGAAGUCUUGAGAAAUCCCAAGGGUCGCGUGCAGGGUUAGAGUCAAAUGGGCACGCCAACAUCUUGCGAGUCUCUUCUCUCCCACCCAACUCCUCUUUGAUGCCCUCACAACCCUCCAUCCCUCAACCCCCAACCGACCGCACACACCCCUCCUCGCAGCCUUCCCCCCAGCCCUCACCCGCAGCGUCCCCUGCCUCUUCCAAUCUACUCGCCCCUCUCCCACGCUCCCUUGCUCGCCAGAGGCCCGUGGUCUCACUCUCGCCAAACCGGGACAGUUUUCCGGGCAGUUACGAAGGAUUAGGGCAGUUUGAAGGGCAGGGAACGGAAGACAAUUAG